Molecule: messenger RNA, 1056 nt
Organism: Erythranthe guttata (spotted monkey flower)
Lineage: Eukaryota; Viridiplantae; Streptophyta; Magnoliopsida; Lamiales; Phrymaceae
Product: 21 kDa protein
Biological process (GO): negative regulation of catalytic activity
Molecular function (GO): enzyme inhibitor activity
Source: RefSeq, a predicted model, not a curated record
UCUAAUUCACAGGAAACUCUAUAUAAAGCUCCUCAUAAGCCGAUGCAUAAAACAUUAUACACUACUUAGCUCUGUCUUCACUCUUCCCACUACACAAACGCUUGUAAAAUUAACCACCAUGUUAAAACUCAGCAGCAUAUUAAUCUUGCUCUCUCUCUUGUAUUUUCAUCACACGCUUUCCACAGCAACAAAACCUUCCUCUAACACCAAUCAUUCAAACACAGCUAAUGAUGAUGACGUCACCAAUUUCAUCAAAGCCGAAUGCCGAACCGCCACUCUCUACCCAUCUCUCUGCAUCCAGUGUCUCUCCACCUACAACUCCACCACAACCCCGCUGAGCAGCCAUAAGCAGCUGGCUCAAGCCGCUCUGUCGGUCAGCUUAUCCAGGGCUCGAUCCGCGGCUACCUUCAUCUCCAAGGCGGCUCGGAUUAGGGGCUUGAAGCCGAUGGAGUACCGAGCCGUGAAAGACUGCGUGGAAAACAUGGCUAGCACGGUCGACCAGCUGAGCCGAGCGGUGAAGGAGCUCGGCGGAUGGAGUGGGACCCACAACCAGGUGGACUUCAACUGGCACGAUAGCAACGUCGAGUCGUGGGUUGGGGCGGCCCUCACUUUUCAGAACACGUGCCUCGAUGGAUUUUCGAGCCCCGUGAUUGGUGGGAGUGUUGAGGUUGCUGUGAGGGUGAGGGUAAUUGAUUGUGCACAAGUCACCAGCAAUGCUCUGGCGUUGGUCCAUCGAUAUGCAGCCAGGCAUAAAUUAGUUAGAACUACUUCAUCAGAGAGUACUGUCAACUCGCCUUAGGCGCACACACACAUCCACGUGUGUGCCUGUGUGUUUGUGCAUGUUGUCUGUCAUGCGUUUCGUUCAAUUUUGUAUAAAAUAAAGUGUCGGCGUACUUUGUUGCAACUUGUAAAUGACGAAUGUAAAUUAUUUACUUGACUUUGUGUUAAGGCAAAAUGUAUAUAUGUAUUCUUUGUUUUCAAUAUAUUAAUUAUCCGAGUGUUACUCCAUACUUUGUAAUUGUUUCAACAAAUUAAAUCAUAAAUUUUAAACAAUAU